AUGGUUGAGCAAUUGAGGGCAGUUAGAGAUGGAUAUUUGAUAACUUUAAAUAUAGGAACACCUGCACAGGUCAUUCAAGUUUACAUGGAUACUGGGAGUGACCUGACUUGGGUUCCUUGUGGCAAUAUAUCUUUUGAUUGCCUGGAUUGUGAUGACUAUAGGAACAAUAAGUUAAUGGGUACUUUCUCCCCUUCUCAUUCUUCUUCAGCUGUUAGAGACUCCUGCGGCAGCUCUUUUUGCAUUGACAUCCAUAGCUCUGAUAACUCUUUUGAUCCAUGCAUUGAGGCUGGAUGUUCAUUAAGUACCCUACUCAAAGCCACCUGUUCAAGGCCCUGUCCUUCCUUCGCCUAUACCUAUGGUGAAGGAGGGCUAGUCACAGGGGCACUCACCAGGGAUAACCUUAGGGUUCAUGGUAGUAGCCCUGAAAUCACUAGGGACAUUCCCAGGUUUUCUUUCGGUUGUGUCGGCUCUACUUAUCGAGAGCCUAUUGGCAUUGCAGGGUUUGGUAAGGGUGUACUUUCUGUACCCUCACAGUUAGGGUUCCUCCAAAAAGGCUUUUCUCACUGCUUCUUAGCCUUUAAGUAUGCCAACAAUCCGAAUAUUUCAAGCCCAUUAUUCAUGGGAGAUGUUGCUAUAUCUUCCAAUGACAAUUUGCAGUUCACCCCAAUGCUGAAGAGUCCCAUGUUCCCCAACUACUACUACAUUGGUCUAGAGGCCAUAACUGUAGGCAAUAUUAGUUCCGCUGAAGUCCCUUUAAACUUGAGAGAGUUUGAUUCACAAGGCAAUGGGGGUAUGUUGAUUGAUUCAGGAACCACUUACACUCACCUCCCAGAGCCAUUCUAUUCACAACUUCUCUCAAUGCUCCAAUCAGUGGUGACCUAUCCUCGAGCCACAGAUGUAGAAACGCGAACAGGAUUUGAUCUCUGUUAUAGAGUUCCAUGUCCAAAUAACAGAUUUACAAAUGAUCCUUUCCCUGCAAUCACUUUCCAUUUCUUGAACAAUGUAAGUCUUGUUCUGCCCCAAGCUAACUACUUCUAUGCCAUGAGUGCUCCAAGUAACUCAACUGGGGUGAAAUGCCUACUGUUCCAAAGCAUGGAUGAUGGUAAUUAUGGACCAGCCGGGGUAUUCGGGAACUUCCAACAGCAAAACGUGAAAGUUGUCUAUGACUUGGAGAAAGAGAGAAUUGGGUUUCAACCAAUGGACUGUGCUGCGGCCGCAGCCUCUCAGGGACUUCACAAGAACUGA
Messenger RNA from Theobroma cacao (cacao), 1245 nucleotides. Its product is annotated as Eukaryotic aspartyl protease family protein. Lineage: Eukaryota; Viridiplantae; Streptophyta; Magnoliopsida; Malvales; Malvaceae. Gene Ontology annotation, biological process: proteolysis. Gene Ontology annotation, cellular component: extracellular region. The record is from RefSeq and is a predicted model, not a curated record. Gene Ontology annotation, molecular function: aspartic-type endopeptidase activity.